Anopheles funestus (African malaria mosquito) is the source of this 10867-nucleotide messenger RNA. It is a transcript of the gene Pkcdelta, whose product is annotated as putative protein kinase C delta type homolog. NCBI's taxonomy places the organism in Eukaryota, Metazoa, Arthropoda, Insecta, Diptera, Culicidae. The transcript has 9 exons. Gene Ontology annotation, biological process: peptidyl-serine phosphorylation; intracellular signal transduction. Bases 984 to 7613 code for a protein of 2209 amino acids. Gene Ontology annotation, molecular function: ATP binding; protein serine/threonine kinase activity. The record is from RefSeq and is a predicted model, not a curated record.
UCAAUAGACGACCGUACGCUAGUGGCUCAGUUCGCAAGUGUCCGCUGCCAGCAACGGUACUACUGGCAGCCAGUUUUGUUCCAUCUGUUCUUACCGUCUCUCACCGUCUCACCGUCCGCGAUACGCCGCCAGCAUUCAAACGGUCAACCUGCAUAUAUGCGGUAGUUCGUCGUGUCCACAACCCAAAAAGUGCUCUCGACUUUUUUGGCCCAGUGACUUUGGUGACUUUGGUUUUAUUAGUGCGGACGUAAUAAUUCUUGGCAAUUUUCGGAACCCUGUAGAAUUAUCUCUGAACCUUCUUUGACCGCAAGUAACCUUGCGAGGUUACCUGCUGCGGAUACGUCAAUUGACCAAAGAACCUCCUGAUCUAUUACUUGACGCGUGAAUGAGUGUGUACGUGUGUGCCAAUAAAAAUUGAAGCAACAUACCAAAAAAAAAGAUGCCCGAGAGAGAGGGUAGUGAAUGUUAGGUUAUGAAAGAUAGCCGAGAGAGUUAGAGAUACGGAGAAUGCGAAUAAUUUUUUUUUUGAUUAUUUGGUAGCAUAUCGCAACUCGACUCCGAACUGAAACGCAAAUAAAUUUCUGCCGAGAGAAAAACCUACUCCGCGCCGCGAAAAUACUACCCACCCCAACAACGGAUGCGAGACGGGGUUUUGUGUAAACUGCAAACGUCGAUACUGAUUAGUUACACUUUUAUCUCAGGACCAAAUAUAUUUCAUCUCCGGCAAAAGACGGUGUUAACCGUCCAGGGCGGCAGGGUGGCAUGUGCGUCAGAUAUUAGCCCCUUGUGUGUCCCACUGUAUGUGUUUUGUGUUGUGAUUAGUAUCAGUUCUAUUGCACACCGGCAGCAAAAUGCAUUGUGAGUGCGGCAGAGGCAAAAGAUAUCAAUCGAAUCUGCAGUAGAAUGUUCCCGAGCACGGUAUAGAAGCUGUGUUGUAAUCUGUGUUUUGGAUUUGUACGAUCUCUCUGUCGCUCUGCUAAAAGAUGCCGUUGUAUUCAGAAUUGUAUCACAACUUUGUCGGUAACACCCCUAUCAUACCGACGCCGAUAGUAUCGGUCGGGUCCUCCACCUACAGUCCACCCACCUACGUCGGUGUGUCGCGUGCAUUUCCGAAUCCACUCUCAUCGACCAGCUCCCGAACCGCACCGUCUUUUACGCGCGGCUAUGUGCCCAAGCUGACACCGAUCACCGAAACGCCACUAACGAGCACCCGCAUAGCGGCACUCGGGCGUGUCAGUUCACCCAAGUUUCUGGGCGGCCAUCACCAUCAUCAUGGGCACAGUUCGCCAACCUACCAGAAACCACGGCGCACUAUCAACACGGCGGAUAUUGAUGUGUCGGCUUCGAAGUAUGCGGGCAGUACGCGCACUCCACUAUCCAGCCAUCGUGCGUCAGCUUUGCUGGAGACGAACCUAUCGUCGUCUAAUUAUGCCGGUGCGAGCGGUAGUUCACCCGAAUCUUCGUCAUCGCUAGCGACGAUCGGUACAGCUUCUAUCAACCAUCCGGAAAUCGAUCGUUCCGUUGGAACAUUAACCAGCGUAACGCCGCUGUCAACACGCGAUCAAGAACUCAACGAACGCAGCGAACAGCGGCGCGCUCGCUCAACAAUCAACCGCAACCGUACGGUGGUACGGUUGAACACUAUUCGGGCACGCAGCAAAUCACGGGGCAGUCGUGGGAGUACCGAAGGUCGGGACCGGCUUACCCUGCCCGAUGUCGCCGGUACCGAGCCGACGUUCGACGAGGAGAUGCUACUGCUGGAACCACCAGUAGUGCGUGCUGGCGGUAUCACCUCCUGGCGCGAUAACUUCCGCGAUGAACUGUCCUUACGGCCACGGACUCGUACCGAACCGAGCAAAUCGCCCGGCGAGUUGCUGCUCGAGAAGCAUCUUAUAAGGGACGAGGAGAGUCCGGCAGUACCAGCGGAGUCCACCUAUCCGCCGACACGCUCACCAGUGCCGAAACGACGCGGUACGAUCCGACGCAAGAGUGCCGUCAAGAUUCCGAGCUUCCAUGAGAUCUGUGCCGACAUCAGCUCGGACAAGCUGGACGAUGAUCUGAACGCGGGAGAGCUGCGCCGCCGGGCAUCGCAGCUAAUCGAGGACGAGUUGCUACAGUUUCAGGAAGAGCUCAAAAAAGCAGCAUCCACCACUAACAACCUUGCGCCGGAUUUGCUCGAGGAGCGGCUGAAGGAGGCACUGGAACAGCAAAAUGCACAAGACUCAGGCGUGGAGGUGGCCGAAAAGCGCAAGUUGAAGAAAAUCAAGCGUACGCGUACGAAGGUACUACCAGUCGUACCAUCCUCCGAACCGGAGCAGGAGAUGAAGUUGUCUGCUGAACCGGUGGUGGUGGUGGAGAAUGCAGUGCCACCACGAAUCGUGGCAGAGCUGGAAUCGAUCGAAGAGUGUACGGUGUACAAAUUGCCGAAAAAGAAGAAAAAACAGCCGGAGGAAACCGUCGCUAAGAAAUGUAUUGCCCCUGGUGGGUUACGGAAAGAGACGGCGGAACCGGUUCGUACCGAACCCGAGCUGCAGAAGGUACAGCUGGUGAUAAUGGAUCAGCCAAAACCACAACAAGCUGAUCUAACAAACGGAAUGUUAAAUUCGUCGAAGCGGGCUUCGGCGGACACCAACGACACCAAACCACUUGUCGACGGGGCAGGUCCUUCCGACAUUCAGGCUGGUGCAGCAGCAUCGCUGUUGAAACCAAUCGCACAAACAGUAGAACCGCGCAAGACAGCCAAAACGGGCAUAAAGACGUACGUGCGUAAGAAAACGGUAGAGAAUUUACCGGAACCAGUUCUUUCCGAGCCACUGAUCGGUCCUGAGAGUGUUACGCCGAAAGCAGUAAGUUGUCCUAUCGAGAAGUCAAACAUUAAAUCUGAUGCACUAAUGCAACCUAACACAGAACCAACUUUGAAAAAGAAUGAUUUAGAAAAGAAAAUAACGUCCCAAGCAGAACCAAAAGACCCGAAAGAACAAAACAAUUCUUCAACGAAUGAAGGAAAAACGGUGGUAGCAGCUAAUGAUAUAAAGAAAUCGGUUCAACUAGAUGAUACAGUCACGCCGAACAACAAAGAAACCGUUGCCACGAAGCCUUUAGAUAAGCAGACAAAGCAACCAGAAAAGUUAACUAUUGAAAGUAAGCCUUCAAACGUAAGCCAAGCAGUGGAAAAACCGGCAACAGUUAUCACAACACCAAACACCACCGUUGUUGAACAAAAGAUGCCAAGUUUACAGCCAGUGGAAGUCAAAGUCAACGAAGCUAAGGUUGCAAAACCAAUGCAAGCAGCGCAACAGCUAGCUGCUCCUAAAACCACAGUCGAUGGAAAACAAGCAAAAGAUCUUGUUGCUGCACAGGUGAAUGAAGUUCCGAAACCUCCAGAAUCUGGUGCACUAACGGCGGCAAAGAAAUCAACUCUCCUAACACAAUCUACAGGAACUUUAGGCGAGCAAAAAGUGUCACCUCCACCGCCCAUCGAACCGACAAACAAACUGCAGACAAUCAAACCGAAGCUUGACGAACCCAUGAAAAUAGUGCCAAACAAGCUGGCGCUCCGUAAAAAACCAAGCGAUUUAAAACGCUCCUCCGACGAGGUAGAUUUCUGGAGUACUAUAGGAACGCGUGAAACGGUGUCCUUUGCACGGCGCAAACAACAACUGGUGUUCCUCCGGACAACGGACGAAGAAGAAUCACCACCGGCUUCACCAAGCCAUCCAUUCCAAGGCUUACCAACGUCACCAACGCUACCGAAAUCAUCCGAAGCUAAUACGCGAUCGCUGGAGCAAAUCAAACCGCCCACAGCUGAACCUGCUACCAAGCUGAAGCAUGAUGAAGUUGCUCCAAAUAGUAUGAAAACGAUCAACACUCCCAAGAGCCCAGUGGAGACAAAGCCGGUAAAUGCAGAAAUAAAGCCACUGAUAAAGCCAAAUGCAGUAGACGAGGUCGUUGCAAAAGUUCCAGCAGUAAUAAAAGUACCGAAGAGUAAAACCAUAACUUCUGAGCCGGAUGUAUCAAAAGCUAAAGCAACCACAAUUCCAGAUGCACCAUCAGCUAAAGCUAAACUUCCCGAAGUUGCAGCAUUAAACGUGAAGCAAGCUGAAUCAAUUCAGCCCCAACUUACGUCACCUCCAGAAGCUAAGGUAUUGAAAACGACCACCACAACAACAGCUCUGGAAAAUGUAAAACCGAAGGCGAAUGCUUCAACAACACCGGAGCCUUUAACGAAACUUACUACAGCAGCAGAACCAUCCAUUCUAAAAGCAAAGACCAGUGCAAUUGUGGACGCCGUAACUCCAAAACCAAAACUUGCUAAUGUACCGGGAACAACAUCCCUGGCGAAAGAGAAACCUGACAGUCCUGUGGAGGUGCCGUUGGCGAAAGGUAAAUCAGCUACUUCUUUGGAGCCAGCUGCUACGAAACCAAAACCAUCUACUCCUUUGGAGUCUUCUGCUUCAAAAGCAAAUGUAUCCACAACCUUGGAGUCUUCUGCUUCAAAAGUAAGUCCAUCCACAACGUUGGAAUCUUCUGCUACUAAACCAAAACCAUCUACUCCUUUGGAGUCUUCUGCUAUAAAACCCAAACCAUCAACUCCUUUGGAGUCUCCUGCUUCAAAAGUAAAUGUAUCCACAACCUUGGAGUCUUCUGCUUUGAAAACAAAACAAUCCACAACGUUGGAGUCUUCUGCUUCAAAAGUAAGUCCAUCUACUCCUUUGGAGUCUUCUGCUACGAAACCAAAACCAUCUACUCCUUUGGAGUCUUCUGCUUCAAAAGCAAAUGUAUCAACACCUUUGGAGUCUUCUGCUACAAAACCAAAACCAUCCACUAUCGCCGAUAAAGUGCAGACAAAGGCAAACAUACCCAAAGUACCACCGACACCAGAUACUAUCACCAUUGCGACACUCGAUACGAAAAAGCUAUCGCCGAAGGAAUUGAUUAAAGCCAUCGCACCAAACAUUGCAGCCGCAGCCGAAAAGAAGAUGGCACAGGAGAAAACCAAACCGUCGGAAGUAAAACCGAACGCCGCUGCUAAUGCGUCAUCUGUCGCUGAUGCGAAUGCCCCAGUAGCUACUACUGCUGCCAACAAGCGGCAAGAUGAAGAGCCGGCGAAGAAAGUGAUCGUGAAGAAGGUGGUAAAGGUGGUGAAACCAAAAGUUCUUACCACAGCGAAGGCAAAGUCGGAACCGGAAAUGGAAGCACAGGCCGAGAGAGAAGAGGAACAGCGCCGAUUAGCACAACAGCAGCAGCAGCAGCAGCAAAAUCUCGAGCGCAUGAAGACGAAGCUGAACCAAAUCACGCUUAACAUGGGCGUGAAGGGAACCGAGGUGGAGGUGAAGGAAUGCCAAAAAUGUCAAUCGGCGAUAGUUUCCGAGGCGCUUCCGGUGGCGGUAGCCAUCGUGACGGCUACGCCUGCAACGCCGAAAGCGACGAAGCAGCCGAUCGCUAACGGGGCGAAGCUGACGAAGAAUAAAUUCGGUACGCUAGACAAUCUGAGCGACUUAUCAGCUGUGAACGUUCGCGAUCGUAACAUCACGCCAGUAGUGAAACCGAUACAGAAGCAACCGGUUGCAGAAGGUACAGUGCUGCAGCAGGUGUUCCAUUCGAGCAGUGAAGAGGACGGUGGCAAGGAGGAGCUGAGCGUAACACCAACGGUGGUUGCACGUGAAGUCGAUAACGACAGUGCAUCGGAGACAUCGUUCUCGGGCGUGGAAGACGACUGGUCAUCGGAGGAGGAAGACGACGACGACGAUAUGGCGAACGAUAAGCCGGAAAAGAAGAAGCCGUUCGAUCCGACCAAGCGCGUCAAGCUGAACUUUGACCAGAUGCGGAAAUGCUAUUCCAAGGAGGAAAAGUCGCCGAUCGUACUGGUGGCACGGCCGCGCCCACUCUGGAAGGUGAAGCGGCACGGUCACCGGCACAACCGGAAGGCGGACCUGACCAGCAGCAGCAGUGGUAGUAGCAGCAGUGACGACGAGAGUACCAGCACCUCCACCACCACGAGCAGUGGUGCAACGACCAGUACCAACACCACCGAUCAAACGUCAUCGGAGGCGGUAUCGAUCAUGGACGGUGCCACGUCGGACAUCAACACGGACAGCAGCGUCAACUCGAGCACGGGCGGCAAACAGAAGGGUCCGAAGGGCCAAACCAAGGGCAAAGGGCAGAAGGGUAAAGCGGAUCCGUUCAGUGACAUAUACGACAAUCCGAUGGUGAUACCGCUGCAUGCGGAACCGCGCACGAGCAGUCGGAAGAGUGGCGGUUCCUUCGUACCGCCGGCACGGGAUGAAAACAACAACACGCCGGCGGAUCUGGACGAGGAUGAACGGGCACGAUCGAUCGGUGCGGGGCAUGAGGUACGCAGUGCCAGCACCAGCAGCCAUGAUUCCGGCUUCUACGGCGGUGGUACGGCACCGAUCAGUCCGAAGAAGGCACUCGAAACGUCCUUCACCUAUGCACAGUUCCAGAAGACGGGCAAACUGACCGCUCCUGCAACAGUGAUACCGCGCUUCCGGAAGUACAACGUUGAGGAUUUCCAUUUCCUUACCGUACUGGGUAAGGGCAGCUUCGGCAAGGUUUUUCUGGCGGAGCUGAAAAAUACCGACUACUACUAUGCAAUCAAAUGCUUGAAGAAGGACGUCGUGCUGGAGGAUGACGAUGUCGACUGUACGCUGAUCGAGCGGAAGGUAUUGGCCCUCGGUACCAAACAUCCCUUCCUAUGUCAUCUGUUUUGCACCUUUCAAACGGACAGUCAUCUGUUCUUCGUGAUGGAGUACCUGAACGGUGGCGAUCUGAUGUUCCACAUCCAACAGAGCGGUCGCUUUCCGGAGGCACGUGCCCGCUUCUACGCAGCCGAGAUUGUAUCGGGGCUCAAGUUUCUACACCGUAAGGGUAUCGUCUAUCGUGAUCUGAAGCUAGACAACGUGCUGCUCGAUCAUGACGGGCAUGUCCGCAUAGCGGACUUUGGUAUGUGCAAGUUGGAAAUCUAUCUGGACAAACUUGCAGACAGUUUCUGUGGCACACCGGAUUAUAUGGCGCCCGAAAUAAUCAAAGGGCAAAAAUACAACCAAGCCGUCGACUGGUGGUCGUUCGGUGUGCUGGUGUACGAGAUGCUUGUCGGCCAGUCGCCGUACAGCGGCUGCGAUGAGGACGAGCUGUUUUGGUCCAUCUGCAACGAGAUACCCUGGUUCCCGCAUUAUCUCUCCAAGGAAGCGUUACGAUUGUUACAGUCGCUUCUGGAAAAGGAUGCCUCGAUACGGCUCGGUGUGCUCAACACGAUGGAUGAGGAGAGCGACAUCAAGUAUCACCCAUUCUUCAAUAGUAUUAUCUGGGACAAAUUGGAGAGACGAGCCGUCGAACCACCGUUCAAGCCCCAAGUCCGACAUCCACUCGAUACUCAGUAUUUUGACAAGCAGUUCACUCGUGAGCGAGCGCGACUGACGCCCAUCGAUCGGAACAUCCUUGCGUCGAUGGACCAGGCCCAGUUCGAAGGAUUCACCUACACCAACCCCAACAACACACUGACCAAAAUACGCGAGAAGCAGAAGAAAAAGCAGAAAAAAAUGUACUUCUGUCCCCAGUGCGGUGAUAUCAAAGUGACGUACAAUAUCUUCUAAAGCCUACCGGGUGUGUGAUAACUUUCCUGUUUGGACGACAUGGCACAAGGGGCAGGCAUGGCAUGGCAAAACAAAAGAGAGAAGAACAAUUCGCCCGAAAGAUUAAUCGCGUGCCCUAAAUUUGAUAAGCUGGCGUUAAGGUGUGAGGAUGGAAAAUGGGUUCCCUAAAGCAAACAAAAAAAACAACAACAACAAGAGCAAGCUGAUAAAGGCCAUUAAGCGUAGCAUAAAUGUUGGCAUUAUUAGAAGGGGAACAAAAUAGGCGGAAGUGCAUUGAAGGCAAUUCAACCGAUUGGUUCGCAACAAAACCCGCUCGUCGGAAUGCGGGUUUUCGAUUGGUCGGCCGCUAAAGCAACCCCUUUUUUGUUCAAUCAACAAUGUGUAGAUGAAACACUUUGACCACCGUCCUCUCCCCCCCCGGGUUUAUCCCGCUACCCCAUCCCCUUACCCAACGUAACCCGUCAUCAAUUUGCUCGCCAAGGCGCGCGAGGGGUGGGUUGUAUCGAGUCUUAUGUUCGUCUUACUCACUCGCAAAACCGGUGAAUAUACCGCCUGGAAAUGGCAACCCUUUAAAGUAAGAAAGCAAAAUCUACACUGCGGCUAGAGAGAUGACCUCAUACGGCAAUGAUUCCCACACCGAAGCAAAACCCCGCGAACGUAUGUGUCGUCGUAAGGCGGCACAUUAAUAGUGAUGAUUCUUAGUUUAAUCUUUCUAAACGUUUUGCUUUUGAUUUUUUUUUUAUUUUUGUAUUUUUGAUUUAAUAAUGAUGGAUAUCCCCGUUUUAAGAAAGCAAACAAAAGUUUCCUAUUUGCAACAUCUAUAUUUUCUUGGUGCAAAAUACUUGUUUAAAAUUUUUGUUGUUCCCUACUUUUCUUUCCCUCCUCUCUUUUUCUCCUCUUUUCAUCUCACUUUUUUUUGUUUUAAAAUGACAAAAUGAAAUUUAAAAAAACAACCCUCAAACAAAGACGGUGCAAAAACUUGGACAACUGAAAACGCAAAACAAACCAAGAACAGCCUGGAAGAUGCACAGCGCAAAAUGCCGCGCUACGCCAUAAAACGAACGUACGGGCAAUAGAUAAGCCGAGCGACCAACGAAGUAGCUAUAAACCGACUGGACGGGAACAACACAAUGAAAUGCCUACGCCCCCGUACUUUUACGCCGAUACUCUCUACCCUCUACCCCGACUCUCUUACGUCCAACUCCAAACGCUUAACCGGUUUUUUAAACCGAUCCAACCCUUUUUUCUUACACCUUGAACAAGGUGAACAUCCCCAAGAAAACGGGAAAUUUUUCCACGGGAGACACACAGGCCACGGACAAAGACUGCUUCUAUUUUUUUGUUGCUGUUGUCGAUCUGAAGGAAGAUCGAUACCUGCACACAUCCGGACGGUUUUAGUUUCUUUCUUCUAACCGACGUUUCAUGGACAAUUUUCGCAAACUUACCCAUUUGUAUAACUCAGUCCCCUUAUCAGUUUGCCCUUGCAUCCCCUUCUAUACAUACAUCCCAUCCAACAUUUUGACAUAGUUGGUUCGACCGAGUUUACUAAACUGGAUCCCAUAUUUUUUUUGCACCAUCACCGUCUUUCCAUUUCUUCCUUAGUCUUGUUCGAUCGUUAGUUUCCGUUUUCUUUUCCGUCGCAGAUGGUUUUGUUGUUUGUACUGUUUCCUUUUUGGGUUUUAUUUGUUCAUUAUGUAAACUUUAUUUAUUUCCAUUUUCUUCUUUUUUUUGCUUCUUUUUUUUCUCUUUCUCCCUCUCUUUCUCUUUCUUCUUUUCUUCUUUUUAUAAUGCUUUCGUUUGUUCAUGUCCUUAAUGAUUUAAUUUUUCGGUGCAUUAUGACAACAACGUACCUUUUGCGUUUUGUACUAAAAUAAAACAGCCAAGAUAAUGCUCGGCUUUAUAUGCUGCUGCGCAGCAGAUUUGAUAAUUAAAUAUGCAUUACAAAACAAUUGGAAAGUUUUUGCAUACAAACUGUGGGCAACUUAGAUAACAAAGAAUAGGUAGACUUCUCUCCUUCUUAUCAUUAUUUUCUUCCUCCCAACACCCCCCCCCCCCCCCCUCCCCUUCUCUUUCUCCUCCCUUCAAAGCCUUGUUUUUACUCCUUGCUUAUCCAUGUUUCGUUUCCUGACGUAUCUCUCUCUCUCUCUCGCGCGCUUCCGUCUAGCUGUUGUUUAUCUUGCUUUAAAGGGAUAUUAUCCAAGUAGUUAUGUGAAACGUUUUAGUAAUUAAGACUUAAGGUACACACACAAGCCGAAGCGAUCAAUCUCUAACGUGUUACGAGGCACCCGGGGCAGGGGCCAACAUUAUAACACGGUGCCUUAGCGCAGAAGAGAACAAUUAUGAACGUCCAGUUAGAGAAGAAACGCGAACAGGGCAAACAUCGAUCAAAAGGGUUCCAUUGGUUGGGCUUGGAUAAUAUAUAUUUAGAAAAAAAACACACCUUUUUGCAUUGUAAUAAUCUUACCUGAUCCCCGUUUUCCCAAAAACCUGUCUGAAGAAGUGAGCUGAGCUGAAAAAUGCACUUGUGAACGUGAGGCAGCAUAAGGUGUAUGCCAAGUAAAAACAAAAAAAAAAAGAACAAAAGUACAGUAUAGAGAAAAGAAAAUGUACAAGCAUGGGAGAAGAAAAAAAAAACAUUUAAAAAUGCUCUUAAAUGAAUUGCAAUUGCUACUGAUUCUUUUCCAUUGCAAUGUUUAUAGGGUGUAGGUUUGAAAUGUAAGAACACUUUUGUUUUGGCGGGGGGGCCCCAUUUAUUACCAAGGCGGUAAAAAUCACAUGCCCUUCACUAGAUUUUGUCCUGUCCUAAAGAUGAGAAAAGGUGACGCUUUGACUUGAAUUUGAAUUUAAUUAAACACACUCAUUCACUUUCCUUCGGAACUGGUUCUCAAUUUUACACCCUUAAGUGGGUGCAAUUUUAUAUGGUGAAGUUUUUUUUUAUUCGAACAGCAAAACUAAAAUUUGAAGACAAACAAAAAAAAACACACACAAACCAAACAAAACUACCAAUCAAAUUUAGUCGCAGAUAUUCUAUGUGAGCGUUUAUCUAUAUGUUUUAUUUAAAUAUUAUAUACUUGAGCAAUUUAGCAAUAUUAAUAGUUGCAGACAGAGCAGAGUGCGUGCCGAAUGCUAGUGAGGUUUUUUUAGGAUGGCUACGGCUAAGAAUUAGACACUCACAAUAUAUAUACAUACACAACCAGCUAUAUGCAGAUAAUUUUUAUUUGAUUAAUAAAAAAAACAACAACCAAGAGCAUCAA